Molecule: messenger RNA, 1721 nt
Organism: Cryptomeria japonica (Japanese cedar)
Lineage: Eukaryota; Viridiplantae; Streptophyta; Pinopsida; Cupressales; Cupressaceae
Product: UPF0496 protein At3g49070
Exons: 2
Coding region: 375-1502 (375 amino acids)
Source: RefSeq, a predicted model, not a curated record
AAAGCUUCCUGGUCAAUAUUCCUAUUGAAUUUUAACAUCAGAUUACGUAAAGCAAUCAAUCCCAGAACAAAAGGUUUGUUAGAGAACAUCAGAUCAUCUUCUCCUCCUCACGUGUGAUUUAUUUAUUUUGUAUUGUAGCCACUGUCUUAUUCUCCGCUACGAGACGCAAUGUCGGAUGGAUGGAUUGAUGGAUGAUUUAGGGCAAGUUUAAGGUUUGGGAAGUUUAGUUAUAAUUCGCGGACUGGCCAGAAAUACAUUUUCAUUUGUCCGAGCAAGGGCCACGAAAAUAUACGAUGCGAAGUUCUUGUAAAGAAAGCGACCGUCUUGUAACCUACGCAGGCUGCGACUUUCCAUCAGGAAGGUGAAGAAAAGAAAUGUGUUUUAUCCUCAAAGCCAUCAGGAAGGCCGACCGAUCCCUGGCUUCGUCUCAAGCAACACAAUCAGGGCAGGUUGUGCAAGCAGUCGGUUUGAACGUGAAUGAAGAAUAUGCCAAAGCUUUCAGGACCCAAUCUUAUGCCGAGUUCUGGAGCAAGGUGCAGAACGCCACCGCCGACAAAGAAGGACAUGAGGAACAAGCCGAACAGAGUUCGUCAUCUCCCUUUCACUGUUACGGUGUUCUGGCAGAGCAUAUUCUGGAACCCGACGAGGAAUCCGUUAAAGCGAUUCUCCAACGCGGACUCACGCCGGAAUUAAACAUUUUAGUUGCAGAUUAUUUCCAUAACAGCGCAGAGGCUUCGAAGUUGUGCGGCACGCUUCUGAAAAACAUCGAACAGGCCAAAAUCAAUUACCGCAGCAUCAAGAAUGUUCUGGAUUGCACACCUUCGACAGGUGACUUCACGAACGAGCAGUGGAAUUUUUCCAUGGAAGAGCUCCAGUUGUUCAUGAAAGGAGGAAAUCCCUUCGCCGAUCCAACAGCGCACAAUUUCCAGGAUAUUCACGACUGCUACGAUUCAAUGCUCAAACGCCUCCAAAUACAGCGGAAAAAGAUCCACAGAAAGCUCAAAUUACUGAACGGAUGUAAAAAAGCUGCCAUUGUUUGGGGGAUCGCAGCUUCCGCUGCUGUUGUGGUCUGUGCAGUUGUGAUCGUCUCACAUGCUUUAAUUGCCAUAGUCGCCUGCCCUGUGGUGUUGAGUUUUCCCUCUUGCUCUUUUUCUUCCUUUCACUGUCCUUUCAGAACGAGGCUUCUUGCACGGCACCGCGCACAGCUUGAGGCCGCAGUCAAAGGAACUUACAUUCUUAACAGAGAUUUUGACACCAUCAGCCGUCUUGUGACGCGUUUGCACGACGAGGUGGAGCAUGACAAGGGUAUCAUCAAGUUUCUGUUGCACAGGAAAGAUGACCGCCACCCCCUUCAGGAGGUCAUUCGCCAGCUCAGACGAAACGAUUCGAAUUUCAACCAGCAGCUUGAUGAGCUGGAGAAGCACGUCUACCUUUGCUUCAUGACCAUCAACAGGGCCAGAAUGCUUCUUGUGCACGAAAUCCAGGCUCCCAGAACCACCUGAUUCCCUGUACCGCCAUUUUAUUUAUUCAUUCAUUAAUAACGCUCCCGUUCCAGGAACUUGUUUUCAACAUUAUAAAUGAUUAUUUAUUUAUUCAUUAUUGUUUGCAUUUCAGUUUUCGGUCAUAUUCACGAGUUCAGAAAAACAAAAUCAUCGAAUUUUUAAGUUAAUAAUAAACUGUAAGCGGUUGGAUAUUCCAAAAACCUGUAUUUACAAGGCUCA